Molecule: messenger RNA, 672 nt
Organism: Knipowitschia caucasica
Lineage: Eukaryota; Metazoa; Chordata; Actinopteri; Gobiiformes; Gobiidae
Source: the annotation of a GenBank genome assembly
AUGUUUGUGGAGACUCCAGAUUAUGAUCUUAUAUGCACCAUAUGCCAAGGGGUUCUCCGGUGCCCAGUGAGAGCGGCAUGCCACCACAUCUUCUGCAAGAGAUGCAUUUUGCAGUGGCUCAAGAGGCAGGAGACUUGUCCAUGUUGUCGAAAGCAAAUAAACCCAAACUUCAUCUUUGUCAUGUUUAAACUGAGUAAAUCUAUUGGACGCAUGAAGAUCAAGUGUAAGAAUGAGAUCCGUGGAUGUGCUGAGACCUUUCCGCUGUCUGAGCAGUAUUGCCACAGUAUGAGUUGUCUGCAUGAGCUGAUCCAAUGCCCAUAUCAUGGCUGCCGUGCACAGCUCCUGCGCAGGGACCUGGACACUCACGCUCGGCACUGUGAACACUGGAGACAGCCCUGCCACAUGGGCUGUGGAACCAUCCUCUCCCACAGCACACAAGCACAACACAAUUGUUACAAACAGCUGAGGCAGGAUUAUGAGGCCCGACAGAGGAACCACAAAGCCAUCGCCACUGCCCUCCAGAGGAAGAUGAAGCGAAUGCAGAGUACUAUGGCCUACAUGAAGAGGCAGAUUGGCCUGAUCUGUGAGAGUCUGGAGGAAAUGGACAACCAGCUGGAGGGGGAAGAGGACGACCCAGAGGAGAGCACCUCUGGAAACACCAUCAACUGCUAA